UUGAGAUAUAGAGUAAACAUGACUGCAGAGGAUUGUGGUAUAGAGUAAACAUGACUGCUGACGGGGAUAGAAUAUUUCUCUUAGAGUAGAAAUUUAGAGUAGUAUGAGUGCGGUGAGUCUCUGACACUAGGGCGCACAAACGGACAACGAACCCAGCUCGAAAAGUUGUCCAGGAGAAACCGAAGGUCGGCGGGAUCCGCUCUCCGUUCGGGCGCGAGAUCCGCCAUCCCACCAGCAAUGGCGGCGGGGAUCGCCGGCGCGGUGGUGGCAGCGCUCCUGCUUCUGUAUCCGGCCAGGGCAGCGGCAGCGGCGGCGGUGGGGGAGGGGCGGCGGUUGCACACUCUGUUCUCGGUGGAGUGCGGCGACUACUUCGACUGGCAGGCGGUGGGGCUCCUCCACAGCCUCCGCAAGGCCCGGCAGCCCGGCGGCGUCACCCGCCUCGUCAGCUGCGCGGAGGACCAGCUCCCGUCCUACCGCGGCCUCCGCAUCGGCCACACCCUCCAGGUCCCCUCCUUCAGCCGCCACCCACGCACCGGCGACUGGUACCCAGCCAUCAACAAGCCAGCAGGGGUAGUGCAUUGGCUAAAGCAUAGUCCAGAGGCCGACAAUGUUGAUUGGGUUGUAAUCUUGGACGCAGAUCAGAUUAUUCGAGGGCCCAUUAUUCCUUGGGAACUCGGAGCAGAGAAAGGGAAGCCUUUUGCUGCUUAUUAUGGAUAUUUGAAGGGCUGUGAUAACAUCCUAGCACAGCUUCACACUGCACAUCCAGAAUUUUGUGACAAAGUUGGAGGAAUUCUAGCCAUGCAUAUUGAUGACUUAAGGGCUUUAGCACCUCUGUGGCUCUCAAAAACUGAAGAAGUGAGGCAAGAUAAGUCCCAUUGGUCAACCAAUAUUACUGGCGAUAUAUAUGGCAUGGGUUGGAUCAGUGAGAUGUACGGGUAUUCAUUUGGUGCUGCAGAAGUAGGUCUACGGCACAAGAUAAAUGAUGACAUAAUGAUCUACCCAGGUUAUACUCCUAGACCUGGCAUUGAGCCACUUAUCUUGCACUAUGGUUUGCCAUUUAAAGUUGGAAACUGGUCAUUCAGUAAAUUAGAACACCAUGAAGAUGGAAUAAUUUAUGAUUGCAACCGCUUGUUCGAUCCACCUCCUUUUCCUAGAGAGGUUGAGAUGAUGGAAUCUGACCCAAAUAUAAAACGUGGCUUAUUUCUAAGCAUAGAGUGCAUUAACACCUUGAAUGAAGGACUCUUGUUGCAUCAUGCAUCUGCUGGAUGCCCUAAACCACAGUGGUCAAAAUACCUGAGUUUUCUUAAAAGCAGGAGGUUUUCAGAGCUUACAAAACCAAAAUACUGGAAGGGUGAACAGGUUGACAGCAUAAUGACCAUGCAACAUGUUGCAUUGUCCAAGGCAAACAAUGAAUAUCCAAAAAUACACACCCUUUUCUCUACCGAAUGUUCAUCAUAUUUUGACUGGCAAACUGUUGGACUUAUGCACAGUUUUCGUUUAAGCGGACAGCCUGGUAACAUCACGCGCUUAUUGAGCUGUACGGAUGAGGACUUAAAGAACUAUAAAGGACAUGAUCUUGCUCCCACACAUUAUGUUCCAUCUAUGAGCCGACAUCCAUUGACAGGGGACUGGUACCCUGCAAUAAACAAACCUGCAGCAGUUCUCCAUUGGCUCAAUCAUGUGCAGACUGAUGCUGAGUUCCUUGUUAUCCUAGAUGCUGAUAUGAUCAUGAGAGGCCCCAUCACCCCAUGGGAAUAUGGUGCAAAACGUGGCCAUCCUGUUUCUACUCCUUAUGAGUACCUCAUUGGUUGUGAUAACAUACUUGCAAAGAUACACACUCGCAAUCCCUCCGCGUGUGAUAAGGUUGGUGGUGUCAUUAUCAUGCAUAUAGAUGAUCUUCGGCGUUUUGCUCUACUGUGGCUUCACAAAUCAGAGGAGGUUCGUGCAGACAAAGCUCACUAUGCAACCAACAUUACUGGCGAUAUAUAUAAUUCUGGCUGGAUUAGCGAGAUGUAUGGCUACUCUUUUGCAGCAGCUGAGAUUAACCUGCGACACAUCAUUAGGAGGGACAUAAUGAUAUAUCCAGGUUAUGUUCCACUGCCCAGGGCAAAAUACAGGGUUUUCCAUUAUGGUUUGAGAUUUGGAGUUGGUAAUUGGAGCUUUGACAAGGCGGAUUGGAGAAACGCUGAUGUAGUAAAUACAUGCUGGGCCAAGUUCCCUGAACCACCUGAUCCUGCUACGAUCACGAAACAAGAUCUAGAUGCACGGGAGAGGGAUUUUCUCAGCAUUGAAUGCGGGAGAGCUUUGAACAAAGCCCUAUACCUGCACCAUAAGCGCAGAAAUUGCCCCCGGCUAGACACCAUUAGCAGCACAUCUAAGAAAACUGAUCAAGUUUCUGCUUCUAACAAAAUUGUGAGUGUUGCACAAAAGUCAAGAAGUAUAAGUAGAGGAAACAUCGAAUCCAUGGACGAGGGAAGGUUGAAGACUGUCAAGAGGACUGCAGCUUCUGUACAACCUCUACAUAGAUCAAGGAGACUGGCCAGGUCUUCUAGGAUGUGGAUAAUUGCUGUAUGGGCAUUAUCAAUUGUGGUGUUCCUAUUAGUAAUCUCCAUGUUUUUCACUGAGCAAAGGAGAAACGCUUCGAGAUCUAGGGUUUCUAGAAGUUUAAAGGCUCAUGUCUGAGUAUUCUCUUUUUCUACCGACACAAUUUCUGACUAUAGAGCAGACAAUAUUCACAAACUGUUACUUUGUGGACGUAUAUAAUACAUAAAAGGAUUUUGCC
Zea mays is the source of this 2782-nucleotide messenger RNA. RefSeq lists its product as uncharacterized. Gene Ontology annotation, molecular function: glycosyltransferase activity. Bases 238 to 2682 code for a protein of 814 amino acids. NCBI's taxonomy places the organism in Eukaryota, Viridiplantae, Streptophyta, Magnoliopsida, Poales, Poaceae. The transcript is spliced from 8 exons. The record is from RefSeq and is marked validated.